Molecule: messenger RNA, 2160 nt
Organism: Zasmidium cellare ATCC 36951
Lineage: Eukaryota; Fungi; Ascomycota; Dothideomycetes; Mycosphaerellales; Mycosphaerellaceae
Exons: 2
Coding region: 1-2160 (719 amino acids)
Molecular function (GO): protein binding
Source: RefSeq, a predicted model, not a curated record
AUGGCGCAAACCGAGAGCGCCGCUCAACACACCUACACACACCCUUUGCCCCAGACUCCAGUAUCUCCUGGUAGAGAACAGUGGGACGAUAGAGAUCAGGAAUGGGCCCAGAAGCAACCGCCCGCAGCAAUGCCAGGCACGCCGCCUUUGAAUGAAGAGUAUGGAGCACGAGCCGGAUCGCCCAGUAGCAUCCAGCAUACACCACCCAGGCAGGGUUCACCAGUCAAGCGGAAAGCAGUUCCCUCUCCCAUAAUACAGCAUGGCCCAGAGGUGCGGAUUCAAGACACUCCCGCAAGUCCAGUCAGCAUCAACCCCCCGCAGAUGGGCAUACUCGAGGCAGAGACGGCAUCCAUAAGACAAGCUGCAGCUGAUGAUGAGUCGAGGAGGAGCUCCCGGAAUGUUUACACACCAGACUCGUCCGCGCGCAUGAUGCCGUCAGAUUCACAGACUUCACUCCCCAUCCGGGCAGGCAAAGCACCGGUAACCAACGGACACGUCGAGCAGCGUGCAUCAUAUUACGCGCAUAGCCGAAGUUCUUCAAGCACGCACAAUCAUCCUCGAAUCGAAGAAGAUGGAGAGUUGCAUUUCUCGCAAGAGCCAGAGGCGCCGGACAGUCCAGGCUUGCAAUACCACCAUUUUGAAGACUCCAAGAGACACAAACCACAGAACCGUGUCUCCCAGAUGACGACACAAUCGGCUGGUUCGAGCUCGUCUGGAGAACAUCGUCGGUCGACUUCACAUUCUCUGACAGGAUCCCAGACGUUAGGUGUUCCCCGAGGACUUUCGAGACCGACAUCAGCAUAUAAUCUUGGCCAGGAUCUACGUGGUCGUACUUUAUCCCCUCUCAGUGCAAAUGGAUCAGAACCAGGAUCGCCCGCCGUAUAUGGCCGAGAUCUGUCGACAUCUAGAAGGUCGCCUGCCAGCAGACCUACCAGUUAUGUUGAUCUUUUGAACAAUCUCCCAUAUAGCCAGCAAAUUGCCCCUGGACCGCCUCUAAACAAUCAGUCAUUGCAGAGCGUUGUAGGCAGCGCAGCAAGCUUACUCAAUACGAAGAAAACCCUGGAUAUGUACCGCGCGAACGUGAAGAAGACUAAUGACGCCGCCGUACAGUACGAAUUCGCCAUCUUCAUGAUCAACGCAGCGCAAGACGCACUCCCAGAAGAUGGCCUCGACCCGAACGAACUCCAAACAGAAGCCAAACACAUCUUGCAACGACUUUCCGACCGAGCGUACCCCUUCGCACAGUACUAUCUAGGAGACGGCUACUUUUCUGGACUCUUUAACAAAGGCAAGCCAGACUACGAUAAGGCGUUUCCACUUUUCGUCGCGGCAUCAAAGCACGGACACGCCGAAGCAGGGUAUCGUGCAGCUUUGUGUUACGAGUUUGGGUGGGGAUGUGCGAAGUCGUAUCCGAAAGCUGUUCAGUUCUAUCGCAACGCUGCGUCCAAGAAUCACCCCGGAGCGGCGACACGACUGGGACUGGCUUGUAUCCGCGGCGACAUGGGACUGAAAGACAAGUAUCGCGAGGGCAUCAAGUGGCUUAAGAGGGCGUCAGAAAGCGCGGACUAUCAGUACAAUACUGGACCUUACGAGCUGGGACUGAUGCACUUGGAGGGAUUUGGCGAUGAUGUCUUCAAAGACGAGGCAUACGCAGCACAACUUCUCACCCAAGCGGCAGAGCUGGGACAUGUGAACGCCAACUUCCUGAUGGGACAGGCGUACGAGAAUGGGCUGUAUGGCUGUCCACGUGACGCAGCUCUGAGCGUCCACUUCUACAACGGCGCCGCGACAAAAGGCCACGUCGAAGGCAUGAUGGCACUAUGUGCUUGGUACAUGGUUGGCGCCGAGCCCGUGCUGGAAAAAGACGAAGCCGAGGCCUUUGCCUGGGCAAAGCAGGCCGCCGAGACGGGCUACCCCAAAGCCGAAUACGCCGUCGGCUACUUCACCGAAAUGGGCAUCGGCUGCCGCCGCGACCCCCUCGAAGCCAACAUGUGGUACGUCCGGGCAGCCGAUCAAAGCUACGAGCAGGCGAAGCAGCGACUGGCGAUUAUCCGCGCGGCGGCGUCGGGCGAUCCGGGGAUUCCUAUGGGGAAAGAGCAGGCGCGGGCGAAGGAGUUGGUGGGUGGGAAGGAGAAGAAGAAGUUUAUGGGGAUUUUUUAG